Molecule: messenger RNA, 738 nt
Organism: Lachancea mirantina
Lineage: Eukaryota; Fungi; Ascomycota; Saccharomycetes; Saccharomycetales; Saccharomycetaceae
Source: the annotation of a GenBank genome assembly
AUGUCCUUCUACAACUCUGUGAACAAAGGUAAUGGCUUUUACCAGCCUUCGUCCGAGUUUCAAUUCCCACAGGGGUCCAUGUCAUUUGCGCAAGCUCCAAGUUCUGGCACUCAAGCAUUUCCUCAAGAACCGUUGCCCACAGGAUUACUGAAUGCCUUUUCCACCAAAGGGUAUCCACACGAACUUCCCUUACUUGAAGAAUUAGGCAUAAAUUUCGGUCAUAUCAUUACCAAGACCAAAAUCGUUCUUCAACCCAUGCAAAAAUUCAGUGCCAUUCCAAGCGACAUAGUAGGCGAUAGCGAUCUCGCGGGGCCUCUUAUAUUUUGUCUACUGUUCGGAACGUUUCUACUUCUCGGCGGGAAAGUUCAUUUCGGCUACAUUUACGGAGUCGCUUUGUUCGGCACCAUAUCACUACACACUUUGUUUAGACUCAUGGGUGAAGAAGGCAACGCGCAGCCAGGACAAACCCCUGUGGUGAUGCCCCUACAAUUCCUCAAGACUGCCUCCAUUUUGGGUUACUGUUUCUUGCCGUUGUGCUUUCUGUCUCUGGUAGGCAUUUUUUGUUCAUUAAACAACGUCCUGGGCUACGUUUUGGGCCUGCUUUUCGUGUGUUGGUGUACUUGGUCCUCCUCAGGUUUCUUCACAGCUGUAUUGCAACUAAGCAAUGCACGUGUCCUCAUUGCAUAUCCACUUUCGAUCUUUUACAGCGUUUUCGCCUUGAUGGCGAUCUUCGUUUGA